CAGAAUAAAUGGAUAAUAACGCUGCAAAUUCGGAGAAAUCUCACCUGAUGCACGAGAACAGUGCCAAAACGUAUUCUUUAAAGCUGCAAAGCUCCUUUCCAGACUCUAAAGACCAGUAUCCAGACUUCCCUUUCAAGAAUGGAGGCGUGGCCGGCGCCAUCGAGCUGAAGCGGCCCGUCGGCGCUCACUGCCACGGCGCCAAAGCUCUGAAGUGUGAGGACGGCGGGGACAGACUGCUGGCCCAGAAGAAACUCUACAUCGCCUCAGCCGUCUGCCUCGUCUUCAUGAUCGGAGAGGUCAUAGGAGGCUACCUGGCCCACAGCUUGGCCAUCAUGACGGAUGCGGCGCACCUCCUGACAGAUUUCGGCAGCAUGAUGGUGAGCCUGUUCUCGCUGUGGAUCUCGUCCAGACCGCCCACCAAAACCAUGAACUUCGGCUGGCACAGAUCAGAGAUCCUCGGGGCGUUCGUCUCAGUCAUCUCCAUCUGGAUUGUGACGGGGGCUCUGGUCUAUUUAGCCAUCGAGAGGAUCGUACGCAACGACUACGAGAUCGAUGGCCAUGUGAUGCUGGUCACCUCCGGGUGCGCCGUCAUCGUCAAUAUCAUCAUGGCCUACAUCCUCCACCACUCCACCACCUUCCACUCCCAUGGCAGCGGUUACCACCAGAUCGACGAGGACGGCCACAGUCCCGUCUCUCACGGCCACGGCCACUCCCACUCACUCCUCGGUGGCCAUAGCAACACGAGCGUCCGGGCCGCCUUCAUCCAUGUGGUCGGAGAUCUGCUGCAGAGCGUCGGCGUCAUGGUGGCAGCGACCAUCAUCUACUUUCGGCCCGAGUAUAAAAUUGCAGAUCCCAUCUGUACGUUCCUGUUCUCCGUCUUUGUCCUCUGCACCACCGUCACAAUCCUCAGAGACGUCUUUAGGAUACUACUGGAAGGAUCUCCUAAAGGAAUAGAGUUUAAUUCCGUGAAGGAGGUACUGCUGUCGGUGAAGGCUGUGAAGUCUAUGCACAGUCUGCAUCUGUGGGCUCUGACUCUGGGCCAGUCACUGGUCUCCGUUCACCUGGCUAUAGAGGAGGGUACCGAUGCUCAGUCUGUGCUGCAGGAGGCCACCGAUCUGCUCAACACAAAGUUUGGUUUCUACAGCAUCACCAUCCAGGUGGAGCUUUACUCUGAAGACAUGAGCCACUGCUCCCACUGCCAGGACCCCUGUGACUGA
Labrus bergylta (ballan wrasse) is the source of this 1217-nucleotide messenger RNA. The record is from RefSeq and is a predicted model, not a curated record. Lineage: Eukaryota; Metazoa; Chordata; Actinopteri; Labriformes; Labridae.